This is a messenger RNA of Aspergillus glaucus CBS 516.65, 1440 nucleotides long. RefSeq names its product putative FAD-binding monooxygenase. The coding region runs from base 43 to 1320 and encodes 425 amino acids. The record is from RefSeq and is a predicted model, not a curated record. Lineage: Eukaryota; Fungi; Ascomycota; Eurotiomycetes; Eurotiales; Aspergillaceae. The transcript has a single exon. Gene Ontology annotation, molecular function: FAD binding.
UGCCCUCCAAACUCAGCGUUCACAGCGUCAGAUAUCUAGGUCAUGGCACAACUGAAAGUCCUGAUCUGCGGCGGAGGCAUUGCUGGGAAUGCCCUAGCCUUCUGGCUCUCAAAGCUGGGUCACGACAUUACGGUCAUCGAACGUUUCCCCAGCCUGCGUGCCACGGGGCUGCAGGUAGACCUGCGAGGACACGGUAUCGAGGUCAUGAGGCGCAUGGGUCUCGAGCCAGGAUUUCGCGCCAAAGCCAUCGAAGAGCAAGGCUUUGAGGCCGUCGAUAACUCUGGCAGACAGAAGGCCUACUUCCCGGCGAACAAGUCUGGUAAAGGGCUGCAGAGCUUCUCCACCGACUUCGAGAUCAUGAGGGGAGAUUUAUGUCGGCUCAUAUACGACACUGCCAAGGGCCGGGUGCGGUAUGUAUUUGGGACGUAUAUCGAGAGCUUUGAGGAGGAUGAGAGCUCCGUUCAAGUGCGGUUUUCGGAUGGCAAGAGUGAUCAAUUUGAUCUUUUGGUCGGCGCCGAUGGCCAAGGAUCACGAACGCGCAAGAUGGCAUUCGGACCCGACACCAUGGACACUUUUCAUUCCUUGGGAGUUUAUAUAGGAUACUUCACCAUUCCUCGGGAGAUAUCACCAGGAGAGGAAUUCACGUUCACGAGCUAUAUCGCUCCUGGAGGACGGCUCAUGUUCAUCCGAAGGCAUAAUCCCCACGAGAUCCAGAUAUACCUCGUCUGCACAACCGGCUCAGAGCGACUAAAUAAUGCGCAGAAGGGCAAUGUCAAGGAAGAAAAGGAGGCCAUGGCAGAGAUUUUCCAGGGCGCGGGAUGGCAGACAGAACGCAUUCUACAGUCGCUGGAGGACACGAACAACUUUUACUGUGAGCGCCUGGGCCUCGUCAAACUCGAAUCUUGGUCUCACGGCCGCGUGGUACUUCUUGGAGACGCUGCGUAUUGCCCGUCAGCGACCACCGGAAUGGGAACCACCUCCAGCCUUGUCGGUGCCUAUAUACUAGCUGGAGAGAUUUCCAAGCAUUGUGGACGCCCUGCUGAUGAAGGCCAUGGUACCAAGGACGGCCUUUCCACCGCGCUAAAGGCUUACGACCAGAAAUUCCGACCCUUUAUGGACCAAGUCCAGAAGGGGCUGGCAAAGGGUUCAACUGUUUGGGAUUGGAUCCCAUCGACACCGUUAGGUAUUGCGAUCCUCAACUUUCUCCUUGGAGUGGUCGCCUUCCUGAGGUUGAAUGUUUUUGGCAAGUGGAUCCUCCGUGAGGAUGUAGGAGAAUGGACUCUUCCAGACUAUGAAGAGAUGGUACAGGGUCAGAAAUAAAGGAGGCAGUGUACCUACAUGCACGGCAUGGCUGUUAGAUAGAAUCUCGACUCACCUUUAUUGUGGCUCGAGACUUGCCCAAAUUCGUUUUGAUAGAAAUUCAUUUUUCCUGCUUUUCGC